AUGGUAAAAAAUACACUCAUUUCAGUCAUUUCUGAAGAAGAAAAGAGGGGGUCUGUUGAAUUUCAAGUAUUCCGUUUUACCAAUAAGAUACGGAGACUUACUUCACAUUUGGAAUUGCACAAAAAAGACUAUUUAUCUCAAAGAGGCUUACGAAAAAUUUUGGGAAAACGUCAACGGCUGUUGGCUUAUUUGGCAAAAAAAAAUAGAGUACGUUAUAAAGAAUUAAUUGGUCUAUUGAGUAUUCGAGAGACCAAAACUCGUUAA
Messenger RNA from Coffea arabica (coffee), 264 nucleotides. The record is from the annotation of a RefSeq genome assembly. Lineage: Eukaryota; Viridiplantae; Streptophyta; Magnoliopsida; Gentianales; Rubiaceae.